AUGAAAGCAAGUCUUAGGCUUCUCUUCACAAUUCUUUUUGGCCUUGUCUUCUCCAAUUCCAGCAAUUUAUCAAACCCCAUUGACUCCUCUUUUCUAUCCGUACCAAAGUUCGGCUCAAAGCAGCUUACAAUUGACUACUUCCUUGAUGUUGAUAGCGACUUUGAUGAAAUCUCAAAGCAGACCAUCACAGAACUUCUAGAAAAUUCCAUUCAAGUGGCAUCCUACCUUCUUCAAGAAAUUCCUUCAGCAAUAUUGCCAUCUACAUCCAGAAAUCCAUUAUGCCUUGAGUUCAACCAAUUGACUUCGUCACAGAUCUCAUCUUCAGAUAUCAUUUUGCUUGUUACGAAUGAUAAAGAAACAAAAAAAUCGUUAAGCUUUGAAGACUGCUCUUCAGCCACUUAUCCUCAAAAUUAG
This is a messenger RNA of Blepharisma stoltei, 414 nucleotides long. The record is from the annotation of a GenBank genome assembly. Lineage: Eukaryota; Ciliophora; Heterotrichea; Heterotrichida; Blepharismidae.